Molecule: messenger RNA, 702 nt
Organism: Sphenostylis stenocarpa
Lineage: Eukaryota; Viridiplantae; Streptophyta; Magnoliopsida; Fabales; Fabaceae
Source: the annotation of a GenBank genome assembly
AUGGCCAACAAGGAUCUGGACAGAUACUACAAUGCACUUGACAAUCAUGGCUUUGCAAUGCCUAAGGCAUUGAUGCGCUUCCACACAAUGAAAAUGGAAGAAAUCAACAAAAUUAUUAGGGAAUUGUGGCAGCAAACUUAUAGAGGGCAAGAUAUCGACUACAUUAGUAUUCAUUCAGACUCAGAAGGUGCAGGGACCCGUUCAUACAGUUACAAGGUUCUCAUGCAGACUGGUGAUGCAGAGUUGGAGAUGAGAGGAAGAUGUAGCGCAGGUCAGAAGGUUCUGGCAUCUCUUAUCAUACGGUUGGCACUAGCUGAAACGUUUUGUCUCAAUUGUGGAAUUCUUGCACUGGAUGAACCUACCACAAAUUUGGAUGGACCAAAUGCUGAAAGUCUGGCUGCAGCUCUCGUAAGGAUCAUGGAGGACAGGAAAGGGCAGGAAAAUUUUCAACUAAUUGUAAUCACUCACGAUGAGCGUUUUGCUCAACUGAUUGGUCAGCGCCAGCAUGCAGAGAGAUAUUAUCGUGUCGCCAAAGAUGACCUCUGUGAUGCCCACGAAACGACUGUUCCAAUGAUGGAUAUGACCUUGGAUUUUGUCAUCCCUGUACAGGUUAGGUUGUCUGACAAGAAUGUGUUUUCAAGAAAUGUGAGUGAAGGAAGAAAAAUUAUGACACUCAAUAUGAAGUCCCUGAAAAUAGUUUAG